Botrytis cinerea B05.10 is the source of this 3388-nucleotide messenger RNA. RefSeq lists its product as hypothetical. Gene Ontology annotation, biological process: transmembrane transport. Bases 1243 to 2910 code for a protein of 555 amino acids. The transcript is spliced from 3 exons. NCBI's taxonomy places the organism in Eukaryota, Fungi, Ascomycota, Leotiomycetes, Helotiales, Sclerotiniaceae. The record is from RefSeq and is a predicted model, not a curated record. Gene Ontology annotation, cellular component: membrane; endoplasmic reticulum.
GAACAUGCGGAAUGCCUUUUCUUUAUAUAAUAGAUACUCAGAUACGACCACGAAACAUCCUUUGGAUGCAACAUCGAGGGGCGAUUAUCGUCUUGGCCAAAUCCCGAGAAGGAGAGGUGAGAGUAUUGUUGUCACCAGUGUACUGCAUCUGCAUGAAGCCUUAUUGUGUAUCGUGCACCUGGCGGGACUUGGAGUGUAUAUGAAGAGACGGAACGUCCUCGACAAUGAUGCGUAUGUGCAUGUACCAUAUACAUAUCAUCUUCAAUUCGACGCGCUGCCCCCAAUUCACAUCCAGUCGAUUGACUCCUUUUGUUUUAUCUCUUUAUCACAUCACCACAUCCACAUCACAACCAAUCAGUCACAGCUUGAUUUGAUACCAAGAACAUCCUCCGCCUCAACUUAUUAAUAAUUCCAAUCGAGCUCUUUGUUUGACCCUCGUGCUCUGACACUGACUCUGGGUUGCUGUCGUGCCAUACGAUACCUCCUCCUCCAUAUCACAAUCGACAACCGCAACUCGAUGCGACUCAAGGAGUUCUCUCUCGCAAACCUCGACCGUCAGAUCAUCAUAUGAGCUACCGAAUCCCAUCAUAGGCACAAGCAAAAGCACAAGCACAGGCAGGGCACACGCAUAGGCCCUUUACUUAUUCAUCUUCCUUGUCAUCGUCAUCACCACCAACCUUUCAUUCGUCAAUGAUAUUCGUCCACGCGGCGACUGCUCAGACUUGGUAGAAAAUUUGAAUGGCUGAGAACGGAUCAACACCCACAUAUUCCGUAAGUAAUCAAUUACCAAGGUACGGUGCAGGACGCAGUCUAGUCCCUCUUCUCCUUAUUACCACCAUACCAUCCUUGGCCUUAUCGCAUUUUCCAAAUCCAGGUCCGGCCCAAGAAAAGCUAAAACCACGUCAAUUUUGCCCAGUCGUUACACAGCCGCCGUCCCUCAAUACUUAUCAUUCGAUAGCUUGAGGGCCAAAAGAAAGAAGAAGAAGGCGAAGAAAGGAGCAAACCGAAAAGGCUGAUUGCACUUCUCUUCAUCAAUACAUUUGAUCGUCGUCUUCUAUUCAAGCCAAGCAAUCUCACAAACUUGAUCCCAACAUACGAAAACAUUAUCAAACAUCUUCAGCGAUUGUUUGAAACCUCAAUUGUCAAAGAGGACGAAAGUACCUCGAAUAUCAACAGCCUUAUAUCCUUCAGCCAAUUUCUAUCGCAGACUUUGGUUUGAUCAUUCAAUCCCAUCAGAUCAUCAUGGGACUUUUUACAUCGCCUACGUCCUUUCGACUGGCCAAUCUAGCUGCCAAUAACGAUGUCGGCGUAUCUUCCAUCUCAACACGAUCCCUAACAGAUGUCGCCUUCGGCACUAUGGCAAACGAUCAUUCUUCACAUCCUGCCCUUGGCCAUCUAAUAUUACUAGUCUUCGAAGCCGUCUUGGAAGUCGUAUGUGUCAGUUUACCAGGUUAUAUUGUGGCAAGGCAAGGAAUGUUCGAUGCAGACAAACAGAAGUUUGUAGCGAAUUUAAAUGUUGCUCUCUUCACACCUUGUUUGAUCUUCACCAAACUGGCAUCCCAAUUAACGGCAGAUAAAUUGGUCGAACUUGCAGUCAUCCCGGUUAUCUUCAUUGUGCAAACAUUCGUAUCGUAUCUGGUCUCGAUAGGGGUUGGUAAAGCAUUCGGACUUGGAAAAAGACCUGCCAACUUUGUUACUGCUAUGGGUGUCUUCGGAAAUUCAAACUCUUUACCCAUUUCACUCGUCAUUUCGUUGUCGCAAACAUUAAAAGGUUUGCAUUGGGAUAGAAUACCUGGAGAUAACGACGAUGAGGUUGGCGCAAGAGGUAUCCUAUACCUUCUCAUCUUUCAACAAUUAGGUCAACUAGUUCGUUGGAGUUGGGGUUACCAUGUUUUACUUGCACCACCCGAAACCUAUAAGGAUGAAGAAGAAGGACGGUACAGAGAUGAACCUCUUCUAAUCCCUGGAUUGGAUGGCGAAGAUGAUAAUGAUGAUAACGGUGAAUCGUCCUCAAACUCUUCUAAUUUCGGUGGCAGAACACCAGUCACUCACGCUUUACAUGACAAUUCCGAUGAGGAAGAACCUGCGAAAAUACCUGGUAUCUUGGCCACGCCUACAAAUGGAAAUCACUUACCGGGUGACAAUGAUGAUAUUACUUCAUUCCCAAGCAUUCGAACACCACCGUCUGAAGAGGAAUCAGAAAUUCCAGAUGGAAUCCGAGGUUGGGUCCCCAAGGCAAAAUUCCACACUAAACGAACCGUCGCUAAAGCAUCUCAUCAAACCUAUCAUGCUUUACCAACUCCUGCCCAAAGAAUUUUAACAAAGGUUUCAAAUUCUGUCAGCAAAUUCUUGAAUGGUCUUUGGGAAUUCAUGAAUCCACCGCUCUGGGCUAUGCUUCUCGCUGUUAUUGUCGCAUCUAUUCCCAAACUUCAACACCUUUUCUUCGCCGAGGGAUCUUUCAUCGCUAAUUCCGUCACACGAGCCGUUUCUCAAUCAGGAGGUGUAGCCGUUCCUCUCAUCUUAGUCGUUCUCGGUGCGAACCUUGCUAGAAAUACACUUCCUCAACAUGUUCUCGACGAAAAUUCAGAAGAGAAUCAAAUUGGCACAAAACUUCUCAUCGCUUCCUUGAUCUCCAGAAUGUUACUUCCAACGUUGAUCAUGGCACCACUUUUAGCUUUGACUGCAAAAUAUGUUCCCGUCAGCAUAUUGGAUGAUCCAAUUUUCGUUAUCGUUUGCUUCUUGUUGACAGGUGCACCUAGUGCUUUGCAAUUGGCGCAAAUUUGUCAAAUCAAUGGAGUUUAUGAGGGUGUGAUGAGUAAAUUACUCUUCCAAAGUUAUGUUAUUUGGAUCUUGCCAAGUACAUUGAUUUUGGUUAUGUGUGCGUUGGAGGUUGUGGAGUGGGCUGCUUAGGUUGAGUGUUGAUGAGGGGAGUGCUUUGAGUUGCGAAGAUGGGAAAAGACAUUCGAUUGGAGAUUGAAUUACAGGGAGAUGAAAGUGAAAUGCAUUCACGAGUCAAGUGGAUGGGAAAUUCGAAAUGAAAAGCAAAAAAAAAUGUACACGAUAGGCAUACACGGAUGAAGCUUGCGCUGGGAAAAUCAUGUUAACUGUAUAUUAAUUUGGUGGAGGAAAGGUUGCAUCAGCGUGGCUCGGCGUUUUUGGGACAUCAUAUUAUUUGAUUUUGAUCGAUGCGUGGUAUGGCAAUGAUCUACUUUGUAAUGCGCGCAUGUAGGUUGUGGGUUUUUGGAGUGGUACAGCUAGGGGGAACGGUAGUAGGGGAGAAGAGAGGAGGAAGUUCAAGAUAAUACCAUGAGAUACGUUUGAGAAGAAGUUCAUAAUAGAUACCAUACAUUCAUGCAUAUAUUCAUUUAUAAAUUUUAACAUCCAUGCA